Molecule: messenger RNA, 1770 nt
Organism: Suillus fuscotomentosus
Lineage: Eukaryota; Fungi; Basidiomycota; Agaricomycetes; Boletales; Suillaceae
Product: MFS general substrate transporter
Exons: 19
Coding region: 1-1770 (589 amino acids)
Biological process (GO): transmembrane transport
Molecular function (GO): transmembrane transporter activity
Source: RefSeq, a predicted model, not a curated record
AUGGCUCUAGAGGAUGUUAGAUCCCAGCAGCUGCAGUCAGAAACGAAAGCAGAUGACUCAAUCAAAGUCGAUGUCACCGAUGAGGUGGAUUUUGUCGCUUAUUACGAGCAGACUACUGGCCGUUUAGUAGUUGACCCCGAACAGGCGAAGGUUGAGUUUGGGGAGGUAAUGGCUUCUAGGCUCAAGCUUAGUCCUGAUGGGUUAAAGGUUCUCUGGCCUCAACCCGCUGACGACCCGAACGACCCGCAAAAUUGGACAGAUUUCCGUAAGACUGUGCACCUGAUCAUCAUUACAAUGUCUGGAGUGGUACCUGACUUCGACGGUGGAAUUGGAAUCGCGUCGAUAUUUAGCCUCGCUCAAACUUAUGACACGACCUCGGGUAUCAUCAACGAUCGGACGUCAAACUGGGGCAUCUUCCUUCUGGGUUGGGGAGGCAUCUUCUGGGUCAUGCUCGUGAGACGGUAUGGUCGGUUGCCAGUACUCUUCUGGAGUCAGCUUUUUGCACUUGCAUUCUUAGUUGGUGCCACACUGGCGCCGAAUCUAGCCACCUUCGCAGGGAUGCGUUGCCUGAGUGGAUUCUUUGGGCAGGUGACAGGACUUUAUGUCGUGACGGAUAUCUUCCCCUUCCAUCUUCAAGCACGGAAGCUGAACAUCUGGACCUCGGGUUUUGUGAUGUCAGAGAAUGAAUCCUUUUCAAUUUGGGAGAAACAUUUCUCACUAUCUCAUAGAUCGCCUUUCUUAUCACCAUUUGUAUUUGGCUUUCUUGUAGCGCGUGCGAGCUGGAGAUGGGCCUAUGCUAUAGGAUCUAUCUACAACGCCAUCGUAUUAGUUCUCAUUGCGUUUUUUAUGGAAGAAACUAUGUAUGAUCGUCACCUUGCAUCGAAGCCACUGCAAAUUUCUACGGGACUGCGAUAUCGAUUUGAAACUUUGAUAGGUGUCACUGGGUACAAGAUGGCAAAAUACAGACCACGAUGGCCGGAAGUUCUAUUGGCACCUUUGGAUGUCGCUUGGCGUCCUCAGUUUUUCUUCGUAGUUCUCUUUGAGGCAUUGGUUUUCGGGUUCUCGAUCGGUGUGAACGUGGGUGUUUCCGUUGCGACCUGCAGUAAUAAACUUACCGACUUUUGUAGACGACAAAUGUUGUCUUCAUGGGAUCUCCUCCUCCCGUCGGAUUUGACUUUAGCCAAUAUGCCGUGGCUGGAGCGUAUGCGACUCCAAUUGCAAGUUUUUUCCGUCUAUGAAGUCGCCGUCCUUCUUGGCGAGAUUAUUGGACGUUACGUUAAUGAAUUCAUCAUGUAUCUGCAUAUUCGUAAAAACGGUGGUUUCUUCGAGCCCGAGAGCCGCUUGUGGACCUGUUACUUAGCCAUGCCGCUUUAUAUUUGUGGCUUUUUGACGCUGGGUGCUGGGAUACAACAUCUCAACAAAGCCGCUCUCAUCAUAGGCUGGGGUAUUGCAUUUGUAGCAAUCACCCUCAACACUGUUGCAGUGUACGCAUAUUGCAAUGACUGCUUCCCUCGCAGGGCAGGCGAAGUCAGUGCCCUCUUAAACUUUGCAAGAUCAGUGGGCGGUUUCGCAGUCGCAUAUUUCCAAGUCCCAUGGGCUACAAAAUCUGGAGCAUUGACGGUGUUUGGUGUUGAAACAGCGCAAGUGAUUUCGCUUGACGCACUCGAAGAGUCUGACGGUUUUUAUAGGCUUGUGAUUGGCCUGUUUUUCAUCGCCGUUCCUAUGACACAGCUGAAGGGAAGCUACUUCCGAACACGUUUUGCCUUAUAA